CUUCAAGGAGUGGUUCAACGAGAUGUACGAGCGCGACCCCGGGGCCGGCAUGAAGAUGCUGAAUUGGGACAUGCCUCCUCCCUCUUCACCCCCUGCCUGGAGCAGUCCAGCAGCGCCCAAGGAGUGGUUCAAGGUCCAGCUCCCGACCUCGAAGAAGGACAACGAUGACGUGGACUCGGCAGAGGGGCUGGUGCAGAAGAUGGUGGCAGAGAAGGGGCUGAGGACGGAGUGGGUGAAGGUGGUGGAGUUCUCUUUCCUCGCCCUCGCCCUCUCCAGCAUCCUUGCCGUCGGCCCCUCGUUCAUCGACGCCUGGGUGCAGCGGGUUGACCCUUCCUCUGUGCGAGAGCCUCAGGGGCCCAGCGGGGUCGACGCGUUUCUGAUCCAGACUGACUUCUCCAAGGAUCGCCUCGUCCUUCCCAACGGCCUCGACGACUGCGACCACGUGCUUCCUCGCUUCAUCACCCGCUGCUCACCCAGGGAGGGAGAAGUCAAGCCCGAGACAAGGCAGAAGGUCUUGAGCUGGAUGGCGCAGGGGAAGGGAGAUGCGGAGAUUCUGAGCAUGGAGGAGGUCAAGGGAGCUGGAGUCUCGAGCAGCCAAGUGCAGGCGAUCAGGCAGGAGUUCGUGCAGGUCAAGGCGAGGAAGGAUGCGUUGGGUCGAGCAGGAGGGGGAAGAUGAUGAGAGAGUGUGGCUCCUCCUCUUCUUUCUCCUCCUCCAUCUUCUUCCUUGUAUACUACUCACUUGAAGCGUUAAAAACUACUCAACGACU
Messenger RNA from Guillardia theta CCMP2712, 767 nucleotides. RefSeq lists its product as hypothetical. The transcript has a single exon. The record is from RefSeq and is a predicted model, not a curated record. NCBI's taxonomy places the organism in Eukaryota, Cryptophyceae, Pyrenomonadales, Geminigeraceae. Bases 50 to 676 code for a protein of 208 amino acids.